Molecule: messenger RNA, 3216 nt
Organism: Populus trichocarpa (black cottonwood)
Lineage: Eukaryota; Viridiplantae; Streptophyta; Magnoliopsida; Malpighiales; Salicaceae
Product: probable LRR receptor-like serine/threonine-protein kinase At1g29720
Exons: 26
Coding region: 23-2956 (977 amino acids)
Biological process (GO): protein phosphorylation
Molecular function (GO): ATP binding; protein kinase activity; protein binding
Source: RefSeq, a predicted model, not a curated record
CUUUCCUACUCCUACACCCAACAUGUUCACGAUGCUUCAGCCUCCGCAUGGACUUCUUCAGUUUUGCCGAGUUAUGGUGGUCGUGAUCACUCUUUUCAGUUCUGCUACUUUGGUUGUCUCAUAUCAGUUACAUCCAGACGAAGAGACGGCGUUAAAACAAAUUGUCCAGACACUGGCACAGGGUGGGCAACCCUUGGAGGUGGGCGAUGCUUGCAACCAAUCAGGAACUCUGCAUGAUAUGAAUCUGUCGGAACAAGAUUCGGAAGCCAAUAGCACCCUCGUAUGCAAUUGCACCCUCAACCUCAAUAAUGAUAGUUAUUGUCAUAUCACGUCAUUCAGAUUUAUCAAAACGCUCAGUCUUCGAGGCAAGCUCCCACUUGAAAUGGCCAACCUUACGUAUCUUGAAAAUCUUGACCUAACUCGCAACUACAUUUCUGGCAAUAUUCCUGAGGAAUGGGCUUCAAUGAAACAUUUGACAUACCUCUCACUUACAUCCAAUCGCUUGUCAGGAAAUAUUCCUGGGUACUUGGGAAACUUUCGCAGCCUGACUUACUUGUCCCUUGAAGCAAAUCAGUUUUCUGGUACCAUUCCUUUUCAGCUUGGUGAUCUUGUCAACUUAACAGACCUGAUACUUUCCUCCAAUCAGUUGGAGGGAAACUUGCCAAAUACUCUCGCUAAGCUAAACUUGACUGAUUUUCGUGCAAGUGAUAAUAAUCUUGGUGGCAGAAUACCUGAUUUCAUUGGGAACUGGAGUAAUCUUGAUAGACUUGAAUUAUACGCAAGUGGACUAGAAGGGCCCAUACCUCCUGCCAUUCUUUCUGUAGAGAAGUUGACAGACUUGAGGAUCACUGAUAUGUCUGGACCAGAGUUUAAUUUAACCAACAUCCCCCCCAGAGUGAAAAAAUUGGUUUUGAGAAACAUCAAUUUAGCUGGAGUGAUCCCAAGAGAUGUGUGGACAUCGGGUUCUCUGAAAACGCUGGAUUUAACUUUCAACAAGUUGGAAGGAGAAAUUCCUCCAGAUGCAAAAACAAAUGAAUUUAUGUUUUUGAGUGGAAACAAUCUGACUGGAAGUGUCCCAGACUCAUUUUUCAGAAAAGGCAAAAAUAUUGAUUUUUCCUACAAUAACUUUUCACGGCUGCCAAUCUGUCAAGAUGCCCUGGGUACAAACACGUACAGGAGUUCAUUCAUCAAGAAUAACUUCGGACUUCUUCCAUGCUCAAGCAUACAUGAAUGCCCCAAAAGUUAUCGUUCAUUCCAUGUAAACUGUGGUGGACCGGAUGUAACCAGUGGGAGUAUCUUGUAUGAAGGUGACGUAAGCAUUGAAAGUGAUGCUGCUAUGAUUUAUUCCAAACAAGGAUCAAACUGGGGAUUCAGCAACACAGGAGAUUUUAUGGAUGAUGAUGGCCAAGGCCCCGGAUAUACACUUCCUUCAAACUACUCUUAUUUCCCAACGGAUACGGUGUAUUCUACAGCACGCAGAGCUGCCAUCUCUCUCACUUAUUAUGGAUAUUGUCUAGAAAAUGGGAUGUACACUGUUAAACUCGACUUUGCUGAGAUACAAUUCACAGAUGACGAAUCGUACAAAAGAGUUGGAAAACGCUUUUUUGACAUUUAUAUUCAGGGGAAACUAGAGAUAAAAGAUUUUAAUAUCAAGGAGGCUGCUAAAGGAUCUAACAAAACUUAUUCUAUAGAAUUCAAAGCCAAUGUGACAGACAAUACCUUGGAGAUCCGUUUAUACUGGAAUGGAAAAGGGACUACUUGCAUUCCACAAAGAGGAAAUUACGGUCCUAUUAUUUCUGCAAUAACUGUAUGCUCAGAACCUGGAGAAGCAAGUAAAAUACCUAUCGUGGUUGGAGUUGUCACUUCAGCCUUACUCCUUGUUUUCUUGGUAAUGGGUGUCAUUUGUUGGAAAUUCUAUUUUAGAGACAAGUUCAUGAGAGAACAAGAUCUCAAGGGGCUAGAUCUGAAAACGGGUUCCUUCACUUUGAGGCAGCUGAGAGCUGCCACUAACAAUUUUGAUUCUGCUGACAAAAUAGGAGAAGGUGGAUUUGGCUCCGUAUACAAGGGUAAAUUGUCAGAUGGAACUCUCAUUGCUGUUAAGCAGCUAUCUCCUAAAUCCAGGCAAGGAAACCGAGAAUUUGUGAAUGAAAUAGGCAUGAUAUCUGGUUUACAGCAUCCCAAUCUUGUAAAGCUUUAUGGAUGCUGUAUUGAAGGAGAUCAGUUGCUUCUGGUGUACGAAUACAUGGAAAACAACUCCCUCGCCAAAGCACUUUUUGAAACAAGUUUUCUGAUGCUGGAUUGGCCAACAAGAGAUAAGAUAUGUGUUGGAAUAGCCAGAGGUUUAGCAUUUCUCCAUGAAGAAUCUGCAAUCAGGAUUGUUCACAGAGACAUCAAAGGUACAAAUGUAUUACUGGACAAAGAUCUAAGUGCCAAGAUAUCAGACAUUGGACUAGCUAAGCUCAAAGAAGAGGAGAACACUCACUUUAGCACUCGUGUUGCUGGAACCAUGACAACAAAUGAAUUCGUAUGUCUUCUUGACUGGGCCCAUGUAGUGCAAAAAAAGGGAAAUUUAAUGGAGAUGGUGGACCCAAAGCUGCAGUCUGAAUUCAACAAGGAAGAGGCUGAGAGGAUGAUCAAAUUGGCUCUCUUAUGCACCAAUGCAUCUCCAUCUCUAAGGCCUGCAAUGUCAGAAGUGGUGAGCAUGCUUGAAGGACAGACCAGCAUCCAGGAGAUGAUCUCAGAUCCUAGCAUUUAUGGUGAUGAUUUACACUCCAAACUUCUCAAAGGCCACUAUCAGCAGGUCAUGGACCAGAGUUUAAACAGAAAACAAGACCUCUUUCCUCCAUCUGAUAAAUCAUGGAUUGGAAAUUCCUCUACAUCUGCCCAUGAUCUUUACCCCAUCAAUCCCGAGUCCAUAAAUUUAAACAUCAGUGAAACCUCGUCUUUAAUUGAAUAAAGCCAAAGACAUGCUUGGAGCUUCGUUUGUAAUCAUAUAAUGAUCAAUAUUUAGACGUCUACACAACGUCUUGUUGCUUACCAUCCAUCUUGGUAUGCUUAUGGAUUUAUAAUUCUAUAUAAUGUAAACGGUCUAUGGAAGCUAUCUCCGUGGUUGUGAGAAUUCAGAGCCCCAGACACUUUUCCUGGCCAAUGAUUAUUACUCCCGAUUUAUGGGGAUGGAUAUUAUGAAUAUUUUUAAUAAAAUUUAAAUUUAAAGAA